Molecule: messenger RNA, 1370 nt
Organism: Dendrobium catenatum
Lineage: Eukaryota; Viridiplantae; Streptophyta; Magnoliopsida; Asparagales; Orchidaceae
Exons: 3
Coding region: 75-1166 (363 amino acids)
Source: RefSeq, a predicted model, not a curated record
ACCAGAACUGAAGCUGAGUAUUAAAAUAAGCUUUCCGUCUGCUUCGGCCAAUCCAGCGACUACUAUUCGAGGAGAUGAGGGUUCUCAGUGUGUUGCUUCUCUGCCUCUUCUGCGCCAGUUAUGCUCUUCCAGCUCAGGAACUUGAUGAAUUCCUUCUUAAUGGAAGCUUUGAGAUUGCACCCAAACCUUCCAAGCUGAACAAGACGAGGAUCCUGGGUAAACAUUCCCUCCCCAACUGGACCAUCCAUGGCUUGGUUGAGUACAUUUCCGGCGGACCUCAGCCUGGUGGAAUGUACUUCCGGGUGGCUCACGGCGACCAUGCCGUGCGCCUUGGCAACGAGGCUUCCAUUUCGCAGAACAUAAGUGUUAAGCCAGGCUCCUUUUACUCUCUCACCUUUGGCGCGUCGAGGACCUGCGCGCAGGACGAGGUGCUAAGAGUCUCUGUGCCGCCUUACUCCGGCGAUCUCCCUCUUCAAACCCUCUAUAGCAGCGAUGGAGGAGACACGUAUGCUUGGGCAUUUAAAGCAGCCACUUCAAGUGCUCAGGUCAUUUUCCGCAAUAUUGGUGUGCAAGAGGAUCCUGCAUGUGGCCCUCUUAUAGAUGCAGUGGCUAUCAAGGAGCUUAUUCCUGUUACUCCUACUAGAGGUAACUUGGUUAAAAAUGGAGGUUAUGAAAUAGGACCUCAUGUCUUCAAAAACUCAUCAUCGGGUACUCUCCUCCCUCCGAAGCAAGAAGAUGCCAAUUCUCCUCUUCUUGGAUGGAUAAUUGAAUCCCUCAAGGCGGUAAAAUACAUCGACUCGCCGCAUUUCUCCGUGCCUUUUGGCCAAUAUGCUGUCGAGCUUCUUGCGGGAAGGGAGAGCGCAAUAGCUCAAAUUGUUCGAACCGUUCCUAACAAGUCAUACAACCUCACCUUUGUCGUUGGAGAUGCGAAGAAUGAUUGCCAUGGAUCGAUGCUCAUUGAAGCUUUCGCAGGCAAUAGCACAGUUAAGGUUCCCUAUAAUUCCACUGGAGCUGGUAAAUAUGUGGCUGCAAGUCUCAAGUUCAAGGCAUUGGGGAUAAGAACAAGGAUCACCUUCUUCAGCUCAUUUUACCAUACUAAGUUAAAUGAUCCUGGAACCUUGUGUGGGCCUGUUUUGGAUGAGGUUAGGUUGUAUCCGGUGUCUUAGUUUAGCUGUCUUUGAUGUUGAGGUUAAUUUUCCCUUUUGUUUCUUUUUCUAUGUUUGGUAGUAGCACUUAGUGCAUGUAAAGCACCUUCAAGCGAAGGUUGCGAACCAACUUAAACUUGUUAUGCUUUUAUAAUGUUUGCAUUACUCGAGUGAGAAUGUGAGAUUGACUUAAAAUGGAAAUUUAAUGGAGUUUGGAACUCUAAA